This is a messenger RNA of Clupea harengus (Atlantic herring), 1526 nucleotides long. RefSeq lists its product as uncharacterized. Gene Ontology annotation, molecular function: ubiquitin binding. Gene Ontology annotation, cellular component: Fanconi anaemia nuclear complex. The record is from RefSeq and is a predicted model, not a curated record. Lineage: Eukaryota; Metazoa; Chordata; Actinopteri; Clupeiformes; Clupeidae.
UUUAAUAAUAUAGGCUAUAUAUCGACUAGCCUAAUAGUGAAUCGUGAGUAAUGUGCUAUUUAUCGAUUACAUUCUGAUGUCGUUUAUCUGUCAGAAAAGUUUGGAGCAGAAUUCUUACAUCAACUGUCAAAGGCUCGAAUGCACCUCUGGGUCGCCACAUUUGGGACGUCCUGCGCAUUAGUAGCGCAACGCCGAGUGUCGGAAAUGUAGACAACGGCACCUCCCACACACGGAAGUAUAUUCAAGUUUUCAGUGGCGGGUUCUUUACUCUUAUAUGUAAAAGUAACAGUCAAGCAAUGACCGAGAAACACCAAACUGUAUCCAAACUAAAAAGAAGGAAAACUUCACUUGAAGAUUGUAAACCAGAGCAACUUCAUCGGACUUUACCUAGAGAGAGCAUCGGAGUCUUUCUUGCACAACAGGAACAGCCAAGUUGCAAAAGAGCAUGCGACAGCCCCAGUGGAGCCCUGCGUGGUCAGGAAUGGUGGGCCCAGUCAGGGCUGUCCCCCCUGGAGAGGCUGUGGGCCAUCACUCUGCAGGCCUUCAGUGCCCAGCCUCCAGAGACCUCCAGCACUGAGCUGCUGCCCGAGCUCCCACCGCCCCUCACACCGACAUGUGCCAGGGAGAAGCGAGCAGAGUGGAGGUGGUGUUGCCUUGACGACGAGGUGGGCGCUCUUCCAGAGAUGCCCGUGGUGGCCCAGCAUCCACCCGUGAGCUCUGCCAGCUCAGGUCAGCCUGUGCCUGUUGCCCCUGCCAACGCCGUUCCCACGGAGACCACGUGCCUCUCGGACCGCGCCGCCCCAAAACGCAUGUGCGCCGGCGCCGGUGCCAGGGCCCGGGCUGGCGGGGAGGAGGGGCGGCAGCGCAGUGCCACAGUUUCCGUGCCAACGUCUCAGAGGUGCCACCAGAGUGGCGAUAAAGGGCUGAGGGGCGUUGGUAUGGCAACCACCAGGCCUGCCACCUCGUCCGCGUCGUCGUUGGCAGUGGCGACAGAUACCCGGACAAGAGGAGGGCGAGAGCCAGCUGCUGGCACUGCUGCCACGGCAACAGCUAGUGUCACACUGGAAACGUUCUUCAGUGCAGGCAGGGGAGGAGGAGGAGGAGGAGGAGGAGGAGUGAAGAAGGAAGGGAUCAAACAGCGCCCCCCCACAGAUCACCAGUCGGGGACCGGUGUGCCCCCCACCCCUUCAGCAGGGCAGCAGGGGGCAUCAGUGGAGGCCAAGAGAGGCGGGGGGGCAGGAGCCCGAGAUCUGGAUUGCUGCCCUAUGUGCCUGAUGCCUUUCCCUGCAGGGUUCUCCCAGAUGGACUGUGACGGCCAUCUUGCCCAGUGCCUGUCCGAGAUGAACACAGACAUGAUGUGGUGAUCCUUCCGUGUCUCCGUGUUUGUUUGUUUGUGUGUGUGUGUGUGUGUGUGUGUGUGUGUGUGUGUGUGAGUGUGUGUGAGUGUGAGUGUGUGUGAGUGAGAGAGAGACUUCCACUGUUUGUUGUUGGAUUAAAUUGUGGAUUAAAAAUGGCAUGGUACUGUC